Messenger RNA from Huiozyma naganishii CBS 8797, 1296 nucleotides. RefSeq lists its product as uncharacterized. NCBI's taxonomy places the organism in Eukaryota, Fungi, Ascomycota, Saccharomycetes, Saccharomycetales, Saccharomycetaceae. The transcript has a single exon. Bases 1 to 1296 code for a protein of 431 amino acids. The record is from RefSeq and is a predicted model, not a curated record.
AUGAAAAGUUUCUGUAUAACGGUUAUCAUCACAUUACUACAGCUGAUAUCCACUGUUUUGGGGAUCUCUCUUUAUGGAGACAACGUUGACCGACUCUGGAGUAGAGAGUUGGAAACUAUAUGCCCUGUUGCGACUGUUCAGCAUGGGUGCCCUCAUCUCGAUUUUGAGCACUUUUACGAGACAGAAAAUAUCAACCCAAAGUUCUCCCUUGAUUUAACAGACGUAAGGUGGCUUCCAAACCAGAAGUUAUACCAAGUUACUAUCCGUGCUUACAUAACGAAUGGAGAGAAGAUAGAUUUAAAAUAUCUGUGGUCUUUGAAAGCUAUCGGUUUGUCCAUGGGCACACAUCAAAUUUAUGGUUUCAACGAAGGAGUGCUUCCAGAAGGUUUUGACCCAUCCGAUUUUACCACAACCUUCUUGAUUAGAGGCCGCCCGGAUUAUGAAGAAUGUAUAGUGUGGUUAGACUACUUUCAACUUCAAUUUGAGUUUUUAGACGGUCAUACAGGUCAGUAUAGGUCAGACUGGUAUAGGGAAGGAUUUGGAAACUCUCAUUUUGAUUUGUCAGUUGGUUGCCAUAAUUCGAAUAAUUAUGGACAAUCGAAGGUGGGACUUCCAAACUAUUAUUGGCCAUUAGAAUGUGGAGAUGCAGAUUGUCAUAAUACCGUAAAAACUAGCUCAUUGCCUCCAGAGACAUCCAGUCAUCCGUUACCCCCCUCCAGUUCGAGCAUGCAUGCGACCUUCCGGACCACCAUGGAUCCUGCGUUCACGUCUCUUGCGACUAGUUCGAGUACUUUUGAAACUACCAGCCACCCACCACCUCCUGCCAGUUCAAAUGUUGUCGUUUCACUUGAAACCUCCAAUGAACCAGUCUCGACAUGGUCAACCGAUAAGAUUGCAGAUACAACCAGUUCUCGCCAUAUAAUCCCAUCACCAAUAUACUAUAGCUCUGUCAAACCAGCAGAGUCAGAAGACCGUGAGAGUUUCACGGCCAGGCCAUCACCUGUAACUUCCAGCUUGAUUGAGAGCCCUACUUUUACACUACCAAUCCCUGCUACUGCCUCUCAAAGAACACAAAUAACACCAGGUAUAAUUCUCUCAGAAACCACCGAUUUGAAGUUUGAAAUAACACCUCAUCCAGUGACGACUGUCACUCCUGUUGAAGAGAGCGGUACCACAGGAUACACUCGUGGUGAAAUGUCCACUCACAAUGUUUAUACUUUUGCCGGAAUUGCAAACUCAGUGAAUCCAGCAAUUUUGGGCUCCAUCUUUUUGAAUUUGCUUUUGGUCGUACUUUAA